AUGAGGCGCAUGCGCGUUCUGGACGGGCGCUGGGUCUGUAGCGGCUCGGCGCGGAGAGGCCGGGUGGGGCUCACCACCGCCGGUAGCGGCCACCGCGGCGGGGCGGAGGAGUUCGCUGAGCUGCCCAGCGGCCAAGAGGGCUGGCGGGGCCAGUCGCGGGGCUCGCUGCAGCAGCUAGCGGAGCGGUACGCGGACCUGGCGGCCAGCCACAGCGAGGCGCUACGGCAGCGGGAGGAGCGGGAGUGGCACAACGCGCGGCUGCGCCAAGAGAACGCGCGGCUGCGGAUAGAGAACCGCCGCCUGCGCCGCGAGAACCGCAGCCUCUUCCGCCAGGCCCUGCUGGGUCCCGGCCCCGACGGGCCCACCGCCUCGGACCCGGCUGAGGAAGCAGAGGCCUUGCGCGCCCAGCUCGGGCAGCUGCAAGAGAAACACCGCCGGGCUUUACAGCACCUGCGGCGCUGCCGGGCCGGCGGUGCGCCACAGGCCUCGGAGCUGGACGACGGGGAAUUGGACAAGCUGCUGGAGGAGGACAAGCAGCUUCCGCCUCCCCCUGAGCAGGCACUAGAGAAGAGAAGCCUGGUGGCGCCCGUAUAG
Indicator indicator is the source of this 594-nucleotide messenger RNA. It is a transcript of the gene TUSC1, whose product is annotated as tumor suppressor candidate 1. Lineage: Eukaryota; Metazoa; Chordata; Aves; Piciformes; Indicatoridae. Bases 1 to 594 code for a protein of 197 amino acids. The transcript has a single exon. The record is from RefSeq and is a predicted model, not a curated record.